ACCGUCAGUGUCGUCUUUCACUUAUAAUUUGGUUGAAUUUGGAGCAAAACAUUUAAAAAAUUUUAGCCUAUUUUUAGUUUUUCCCACGUUUUAAAUUUACAUUAUAACUAUUUUGGUGUGGCAUUCGAUAAGUGUCUCCAGUGAUUUAGUUGGAAAAAUAAAUCGAAGGAAAAAUGGGUCGUAAAUCACACUCAAAACAAACCAAUAAGAAGAAUCCAGGAAAGGAUAACAGAAAUAAUAUAAUUCGCAAGGAGCUUGCGAUUUUAGUGGAUAAAUUAUUAAAAUUAACUAGCGUUUUCCAAGCCGCAUCCAAUGCAUCUAAAAGUUGGGAUCAUCAUUUAGAAAUCAAUGCAAUUCUCAAAGAAAUAGUAAACCUCGAAACCCCAUUUAAUAGCAAAGCGAAAAGUGGCCCACGUCAAAAGAAUAUUGACAAUUAUAUGAAAUGGCUAAAGGAAAAUGGAGCACAGUUUGAAGGAAUUGAAAUUGGCGAAUUUGGAGACUAUGAGAUGGGUUUGAAGGCAGUUAAUGAAUUCAAAGAAGGCUUGCUACUCCUCACCAUCCCUACAAAAGUCAUGAUGACGGAGCAGAAUGCCCGGGAGUCGGAACUAGCAGCAUUUAUAAAUGUGGACCCGUUGUUACAAAACAUGCCAAAUAUUACAUUAGCUCUGUUUCUUUUGUUGGAAAAAAAUAAAUCUGACUCCAGUUGGAAGCCCUACAUUGAUGUCUUGCCUGACAAAUAUUCAACUAUUCUGUAUUUUACCACAGACGAAUUAUUAGAGUUAAAGCCCUCUCCAGUUUUUGAGUCAUCAUUGAAACUGUAUAGAAGUAUCGCAAGACAAUAUGCAUACUUCUACAACAAAAUGCAUACACUGGACUUACCUGUCUUAGAAAACCUAAAGGAUAUCUUCACAUUCGAAAGCUACAGAUGGGCUGUGUCAACAGUGAUGACGAGACAGAACAACAUACAGCUAGCGAACAACGACAUCACGGCGUUCAUACCUCUCUGGGACAUGUGCAACCAUGAACACGGGAAGAUAACCACCGACUUCAACAAUGAGUUGAAUAGAGGCGAAUGUUACGCUCUGCGCGACUUCAAGCCGGGAGAACAAAUUUUCAUAUUCUAUGGCGCUCGAUCCAACGCAGACCUUUUCUUACACAACGGAUUCGUCUACCCCAACAAUCAGCACGACAGCCUAUCCUUACCUCUCGGAGUCAGCAGUAGUGAUCCAUUAAGGGAAACGAAGAUUUCCCUCCUCACCAAGCUUGGGCUAUCAGGAGUUACACACUACAGCAUUUACAAGGGAAACUGUCCAAUCAGCGCCGAACUACUAGCGUUCAUUAGGAUAUUCAAUAUGAAUCAAGAGGAGCUAUCAAAAUGGUCAAGUCAAGGUCUGCCAGGCGACCUCGUCUCGUCCGACAAGUCGUCUUCCGACGCGGUCGGGGCCGACAUCGACCGCCGCGCGUACACGUACCUACUGACCCGAUGCAAACUCAUCAAAGCCUCGUACAAGAAGACGGGGGGCGAACCUGAUAGUUUACAUAGGAAAAAUAUAAACCUUCUAAAGGAGUGCGAAGUACAAAUUCUAGACGGUGCCAUAAAAUUCUUGGAGCAAACUAUAUCACAACUGCCCACCGUAGGUUAGACGCAAUUAUACGAAUUUACUAAACUUAAAUACUAAUUUAUAUAUCUCUUUAAGUGAACAAAUCAUGUCAGUAUUGUGUUACUUCUUAUAAGGGUACUCAUGAAUCCUUUUUGAGAUUUUUAUUUUAUUUUGACGCAACGAAUGUCUCGGUAAUCUGAUUGUUGUUUUGUUUUAUACAAAUUUUUUUGUAUGUCUAGUUAAAUCGUGUGCAAUUUGUUUUACGUAAUAAAUGUUGUUUU
Molecule: messenger RNA, 1882 nt
Organism: Amyelois transitella
Lineage: Eukaryota; Metazoa; Arthropoda; Insecta; Lepidoptera; Pyralidae
Gene: Setd3
Product: actin-histidine N-methyltransferase
Exons: 9
Coding region: 174-1643 (489 amino acids)
Biological process (GO): positive regulation of transcription by RNA polymerase II; peptidyl-lysine trimethylation; actin modification
Molecular function (GO): histone H3K36 methyltransferase activity; histone H3K4 methyltransferase activity; protein-L-histidine N-tele-methyltransferase activity
Source: RefSeq, a predicted model, not a curated record